GAUAACCUGGAUUAAGGAAAUCCGUUUGGAUAUUUCUGUUUUGUUCCACGUAUUUAACAAAAGCCAGGUAUUGCUUAUUGGGCACCCUUUCCUUCAAAAAAAACUGAGGAAAUCUCUGCGCGACUAAUCGAUAGAGCUAUACGCGGCAAAUUAAAUUUCACGGGGAUAAAUAUGUAGAUUUUAAAAUUGAUACCCUCUUUUUUUGUCGAUUUAUGACGUCAUUUUGUUUUGUUUUAAUUGUUUUAUUUUUAGUUAAAAAUGCCUUCACAUCGCUCUGAAGAACGUGAACGAGAUCGUGACCGAGAACGAAACCGCGACAGAGACCGCGAUAGGGACCGUGAUCGAGACCGUGACCGUAAAUCUACUCGAAAGCGUUCUAGAUCGAGAGAUCGUGAUGAAAGCUCUGAACGGAAACAUAAGCGUUCUCGUCAUCGAGAUCGUGACAGGGAGAAGGACAGGAGCUCUUCACCUCGUGAUCGUCAUUCGUCUACUAAAACGCGUGAGGAAUCUUCUAAAAAACAUAAAUCUUCAAAGCAUUCAAAUCCCAACCCUUCUUUAACCGGCGAGGAAGAUGAGGAAAUGAUGAGUGUUAUGGGCUUUGGUGGAUUCAGCACUACAAAGAAUAAGCAUGUUGAUGGAAAUGCUGAAGGAGAAUCAAAGAUUAAUCGGCCGCGUAGAUAUCGCCAAUAUAUGAAUAGACGUGGAGGAUUUAAUCGACCGCUUGAUUAUGUUGCUUAAAUGCUGAUGUUUAAAUACGAGCUCAAUUUUUGUUUGUGAAUAUUUAUUUGGAUAUUUUAUUCUUUUUUUUUGUAAUUGUGUGUUAAACUUGAUCUCUAUUUUUUCUCGUUUUAUG
This is a messenger RNA of Meloidogyne enterolobii, 853 nucleotides long. Lineage: Eukaryota; Metazoa; Nematoda; Chromadorea; Rhabditida; Meloidogynidae. The record is from the annotation of a GenBank genome assembly.